Messenger RNA from Zymoseptoria tritici IPO323, 1855 nucleotides. RefSeq lists its product as uncharacterized. Bases 197 to 1855 code for a protein of 552 amino acids. Gene Ontology annotation, molecular function: amino acid transmembrane transporter activity. Gene Ontology annotation, biological process: amino acid transmembrane transport. The transcript is spliced from 9 exons. Lineage: Eukaryota; Fungi; Ascomycota; Dothideomycetes; Mycosphaerellales; Mycosphaerellaceae. The record is from RefSeq and is a predicted model, not a curated record. Gene Ontology annotation, cellular component: membrane.
UCAAACCAAUGCAAUUGUAGCAUUGCUGACCGCCAAACCCCAGUCCCGCCUUCGGCGGAACCUACGACAUCGAAUCCCGGUCUGACGACGGCAAUUUUCAAUCUUACCUUUGCAUGCGAUGUGAGUCGUCGGACUUCUUCGUUUUAAGGACCCGAACAUCGUGCCAGACUCCCUCGCUAGAGCGUACGACGUUACAAUGGCUGAACCGACGGCAUAUCUCGACAACGAGAAGAAGAAUCCUUCGUACAUCGACGGUCCAGCCCAUGCCAAUAAUGGCGGUCACGCACGGGAGUACGAAAGUAUGGACGCGGAAUUCGACGAAGUCAAGCUCGUCAAGCAGGGCCUGCACCAGCGCCAUAUACAGAUGAUCGCGUUGGCGGGCACUAUUGGCACCGGUCUCUUCCUCGGAUCUGGUCGUGCCAUCGCGAACGCUGGACCUCUCGGUGCUUUUCUAGGCUAUACAGUGAUCGGCUUGACAGUCUGCAGUGUGGUUCUUGCCGUUGGAGAGAUGGGAGCUCUAGUCCCUCUCAGCGGCGCUAUCAUUCGUUUUCCGGGCUUCUUUGUCGAUCCUGCUUUGGCCUUUGCAAACGGUUGGAACAUGACCUACAGCUCUGCUGUUUCAAUCCCUUCGGAGAUCGUUGCUGCUGCUGUCCUCAUGCAGUUCUGGGUCGACACCAACAGCGGCGUAUGGAUCACAGUGUUCAGCGUUCUGGUCAUUGCCACCUUGCUGGUCUUUGUCCGAGUGUUCGGCGAACUCGAAUUCGGUUUCUGUCUGCUCAAGAUCUUCCUCGUGAUCUUCAUCAACCUUCUCGCCCUUGUGAUCACGACCGGUGGCGGUCCGAAUGGCCAAUCGAUCGGCUUUCGAUACUGGCGAGAUCCAGGCCCCUUCAAUCAGUAUCUCGACAUUCCUGGAUCGACAGGCCGAUUCCUCGGCUUCUGGAGCUGUCUCAACUCCGCUAUAUAUGCCUACGCCGGGGUACAAGUGAUCGUUUGCGCUGCCGCCGAAACGCGCAGCCCCAGGCAAUCGAUCCCCAUGGCGGCAAAGCGGAUCUUCUGGCGGGUCUUGAUCUUCUAUUUGCUCACCAUAUUCAUGGUGGGACUUGUAGUGCCGUCGAACGACAAGAACCUGCUGCAAAAGACAGGCACUGCGUCCCAAUCGCCCUUUGUCAUUGCUGCUCACAGAGCCGGUAUCAAAUUCGUCCCAUCAUUCAUCAACGCUAUUAUAUUGACCUCCGCUUGGUCUGCGGCCAAUUCCUCCUUGAUGUCAGCUAGCCGCGUGCUCUACGGGUUAGCCAACGCUGGACAAGCACCCGCAGUCUUAAAACGCCUGAACCGGUUCAGGAUCCCUUACGUUGCUGUGAGCUCUCUGGCGGUGUUCAUGGCCUUGGGAUACAUGACACUUUCGGACAGCGCAUCCACGGUAUUCACAUGGCUGCAAGAUCUGGUCGCAAUCGCCUCACUGGUCGACUGGAUCAUCGUCCUGAUCACGUACCUACGUUUCUAUUACGGAUGUAAAGCACAAUCCAUCGAUCGGAAGCAAGAACUGCCCUGGGCGGCUCCCUUUCAGCCGUGGCUUUCUUGGAUCUCCUUGGGCAUGUUCCUGCUUCUAUUACUCACGUCUGGAUUCAAGACCUUCAUCCACGGACACUGGGAUACUGAGACCUUCAUUAGCGCAUACUUCAACAUCCCUUUUGUACUGGUGUUGUACUUCGGCUACAAGUUCUGGUUCAAAACCAAGAUCAUUCCACUGAAGGAUAUACCUAUUCGUGGAUUCAUCGAUGUGGCGAACGAUCAUCCGGAGCCUAUCAUUCCCAAGGCUACGGGAUGGAGGAGGCUCAAUAUUUUGUGGUCGUAA